Messenger RNA from Poecilia reticulata (guppy), 4473 nucleotides. Its product is annotated as transmembrane protein 26. The record is from RefSeq and is a predicted model, not a curated record. Lineage: Eukaryota; Metazoa; Chordata; Actinopteri; Cyprinodontiformes; Poeciliidae.
UUCUCUCGGUGUGGGGCACAGCUGCCAGCAGCGGGCUGAGAUCUGCACUUUCCAGGAGCAGCGACUGCGCCAUGAGUCCGUUCAGCUUUCUGAGUGCCAUCAUCACCAGAGCUUUGUUCAUCCUGCUUUCACUGGUCGCGGUCUGGAGGGUGAUAUGGGUCAAAAAACAUCCGUACUACUGGCUGCUGACGUUGCUCUUUCUGCCACUUGUUGUUGAAAUGAUAAUAACACUGAGGAAGCGAAAAGGACUGGAUUACAAAUGGUUUUCUCCCACAAUUUUUCUGUUUCUCAUCAGUAUCAUUCCCUCUAUCUGGAUCAUGGAGCUCCACCACCAGCAGAACAGAGAGCAGGACAGCAAGUGCAAUUAUGAGUCUUUUGAACAAAUUUGGCAACCAAAGAAUGAAUCAUCAGAAAACAGCACAAUAAGCGAUAGUUUGAAGAGACUUCGUGACGUGUUGUCAAAUUUCUGCCAGGACAGCUGGAUCCUUGCUCUUCAUCAGAUUCUGCUCAUCCUUCUCAUCAUAGGGAAGUGGCUUCUCCCUUUAGGAGGCGGGAUCACAAGAGAUCAGCUGUCUCAGCUUCUGCUCAUUUUUGUUGGCACGGCGGCCGACAUCCUCGAGUUUAACAGUGAGACGCUGGACGAUGUAAAAGAGAGCAGUCGUGAGCUGGUCUACGUCAUUUUAGGUGUCUGGACUUGGAGCAUGCUGCAGUUCCCCUGUCAUCUGUGUGUGGUGGGGCCCAUGAACGGCGAGGCAGCCAAUGAGAGCAUCCAGGGAGACUCCCUCUGGUCCAAUCGCAGCACCGACCUGUGGAGCAUCGUGGAGAUUCUGUUUAUCCACGACGGCCCCUUCCUGGUGGUCCGGCUCAUUGUCAUGAUACAUUUUGGUACUUUUCACCAAAUGCUUGUUUUCUUUGCCUUUAAAAACUUCCUGGUUGUCAUCCUGAAUGUGUACAGGCUGUACAUUUUAUACCAUGACUUUAAGUUGUCCGUGCACAGCCCCGUGGGGGACAGCGCAGACUGAAGAGUCUCUGAUGAGUCAUUGCUGAGACGGGGUAAGAGACAAGGAAAAUAUCAGAUGUCAGACCCAAGAUGAUGCAAAGAUACAAAACGGGUAAAAAAUUUCAUGUGAAGCAGGAAAAGAAGUAAAUGUAUGCUUUCAUGUUUCCGUUUUAUACUUUAUUUAAGGCUUAAUUUCAUCUCGAUCCAAAAGAACAACAAGUUCAGAACAAAAACUCUGACCUCAUUCAUUUUGUAAUCAAAGGACGUUGUUGUUUGGAUGACUGAUAAUUGGUCAUAACAUUUCUUCUGGGCAAUGAAUCAUAGACCUUUGGAGAGUUUAUUUAUUUCCCUUUGAGUGGUGCCACAUUUAUCAGAAAAACAAAUUCUUGGGUCAAGCAGUCGAGUCUACCCAUUAAAAACUGCCAGUAUCCAAAAGCUUAUUCUGCUCUUGACUGGUGUUUGUUGUUUAUUAUUGGACUAGAUCACAAAAAUACAAGGAAUAUUUGCAAUUCAACAAUGCAUUUUUUUACAUUGAAGAAUUGCACACAACCACAACAAUGGGUGCCAUUCUGUUCUUUAACUAAUUUAGUUUGGGAUAUCAUUAAAUGCUGUCCAUUCCCAAACAUGUGAGGUAGUCAUGUCACCUGGGCCAAACUUUAAACUGGACUUACAGUGGCAGUAGCCCAGGGUCCCAUUCUUUUUUUGGGGGGAGGCCUCAAUUUCUUUUUUUAUAUGUUUUUUAAUGAAUGCAUGUUUUGCAGAUAUUGUACUUAAAACAUCAUGAAUUUUUUAGCAAUUUAUAAUAUGGAGCUCCUGGCCACUGACUUUUUAAACCUGUCAUUAUUGGUUUGUAUAAUCAGUUCAUAGUGUUGACAUGUUAAUAUGUGACGUCACGGGUUCAAGAUCCCGCACCACAGGCAGCUCCAUACCAGAGGGAAAGGUACUUCUUCACCUACUUCAAAUCAGACAAAAUUUGUGUCAAACGUUUGUGCUACAUUUGUGCAGCAAAAAUGACCUUUGUGCCACUUUUGCUUUGUAGAUAUUAAUGAAAGUUUAAAGGUCAAAAGGUCAACCAGCCCCCCCACUUUCAUAAAAUCAAACAAAAUUGGUGUCAUUCUACUCGGUUACGUUUGUUCUGGUGUGUGCAGCAAAAAUUUUCAUUUGUGCCGCCAUCAUUCUAAAGAUAUUAAGAAAAAUGUUUUCUAGGGGUCAUCAGAGGUCAAACACUCCUCUGCCCUCGCUCACAUUAAAAUUUAUUUUAUUUUAUUUUUAUUUAUUUUUUUAUUUAUUUGCACAAACUCAGCUUGGCUAAGUUCGUGCUUGUUUUGUACAACAAAAUUUUUCCUUUGUGCUGCUUUGACUUUGAAGAUAUCAAUGAAAGGUUAAACCUUCAUUCACAAACCACCACAACUGUAGUCGAGUUGAUUGACACCAAAUUUAUUUAUUUUUGCAAAUCUGAGCAGGGCCUGGGGAGUGUUUGAGCUCUGAUGACCCCUAGCUAACAUUUUUUUUUUUAUAUCUCAAGAAUGACGGGGGCACAAACGAAGAUUUUUGCUGCACAAAUGUAGCACAAACCAAUUUUGUCUGAUUUGAAGAAGGUGGGGGGCCAACUUCACUCAGGUUGAUAAAUAAAAGAAAAAGGGACGCACUAAUUGUCAACACUAUGACAACUAGAUAAAAAGAUUAGUGAAGGAGAAGGUCGUAGGUCAUUAAAGAUAGCAUGACUUUGAGAACCUGUGCAGUGGAAUUCGGUGUGCUUCGAUCCAGUAAAAAAAAAGCAACAACAAAAAAACAACUCUGACAGAUGUGGAACAGCGAUCACUUUUUAAUAGUCACAUUAAUAAUCGCAAAAUAAAAAUCGAAACCUGAAAAUAUAAAACUGUAACGGACUGCAUGUUCUGUUCUUUUUGUGGGAAAUGUUUGCAUGUUUUUGGUCUUGAAUCCCGGUACAUUCGUGGCAUUGUUAUCAGUUGUCAUGGCAACGAGUCUGUGUGUAGCUAAGCUGGCACGGAGGGAGAAAAAAACCAGUGUUCCUUAGUUGUUCUUCAAUGGGUUUUCUACAUUAUUUGUCCCUUUGCUGAGGCAGACUGCACUAAACUAAUAAUACCUACAUCUCCAGAUUUCCUUUAGUUAACAUAUAGGAUGUAAAAGAAUAAUCUUUUUGCCCUCAUUGUGGGCAUGCAAGAGAUUUCCGGAUGUAAACAAUAACAUUCAACAUGUCUAUAGAAUUAGCUGUACAUGCAUUAGCAAAAUAUUUUUCCUUUAGGGAGUAGAUCACCAAAAUGGUUUCCAGCCCAGGGGCAAAGCAUCCUUGUAAAUCUGGAACGGCAUGUCUCUUGUAUACUUGUAUAAUAUUACACUGAUAAAAAAAUGAUUCUGCUCUAUCUACUUAAAAAAAUUAAGGCAACUAUUUGCAUAAUUUCUUGAUGUUGAUCAAGCAAGAUUCUUUGUUUAAAGUACUUACUUAUUUCUUUACGUGAAAAAAAAUCCAAAUAAAGUUAACUUAAUUUUGUCAGGUAGAUUACGCAAAGCUAAACUUUGUAAAAGAAAAAAAAAGCUGUGGUUUGUAGGUUAGCAAAAUAACAACAGCACUAUUUUAUUAACCUACAUACAUUAAGAAAUCAUGGUGUUAUCAUUCCAUAUUUUAUUUUUUUAUCACAGAAUUCAGUUGUGCAAAUGUUCAAAUGGAGCAGAAAUGGAGUAACAUCUGGAAAUGUCCUGAAUGUUAAAGAUGAACUUAAUUUAACCAAAUUUUUUUUAAGUGGACAGAGCAGGAUAUUUUUAUCAGUGUACUUUAUAAUACCGCUGGCCCCCUGGUGCUUGGGAACUCUGAUGGCUUGUGGGUAAUAUUUGGUGUUUUGAAAUACCAAAUGAAACCCAGUAAAGAUAACAACAUUGUUUUUUGUUGUGUGGAUGAACUUAAAAAGAUAGGCUCUUAGCACUUAAACAAUUUAUUUUCUGGAAAAUAUUACAAUGUCUUGUAUCUUGACCAAAUAUUUUUGACCUCAAUGCUACAUCUAUUUGUGUAAAGAUACUAACUUGAAUUUUUAUUGUUGAUUUCACAGAUUGAGAUAUGUUAAAUUUACUUCACCACAGAUUCAUUUUUCUCAGUGUACUCAGUCUGUAAGUACAUGUUAGCGUGGUGAAGUACGUUAAUUACACAGCAGUGAUUUUGUUCCCAUAGUGACUGAAGUCAAACCAUUGUUUCAGUCUUGAAAACAACAGUGCAUGCCUUGCUGAAACGUUUUUGAUAAUGUGUACUUUUUGUUGAGUCAUCACAGAGAGAGAGGUUUUAAAAUUUUUAAUAAAUGUGUUGGCAUAUUUUUAUUAACAUUAUUAUAUAUUUUUUUAAUCUUUGAUCAUUUUUCUAUGUAGAUAAUUAUGACGGCAUCUAAAAAAUACUAUUCCAGCAAUUUAAUAAAAAAAUUUGGCAAAUACAUAUUUUAUAUUAAUUCAGUACACACAGAGUGAUC